GUACAGCUCUCUCUUCUACUCCAGGGUUUUACUCUCCUAUUUUGUGUGUUUUUUUCCAGUCAGCAGAGCGAAUGACUGCAAUCACACUGACGGACUGGAUUAUCUGUCAUUCUAAGAGAUCCACCUUCACGGGCACACACACAUCUGGGAAGUCUCUGGACACCUAAGGAGAAGGACAGAGGCUUCUGUUUCCCUUUGUGGAAGACCUCUUGACUCCUGUACUGCUCUUCGGUGCCAUGAACAAGAUGAAGAACUUUAAGCGACGUUUCUCUCUGUCAGUCCCUCGCACAGAGACCAUUGAGGAGAAUGAGUUUACUGAGCAAAUCAACCAGCUCAACAUUCAACACACUUGUGCACUGACCUCUGCUAGCCUGACCCUGCCAUCACUGCACCCUGAGGGGAGUCCCAACAGCCCGGUUAGCCCUGAGCCAGGCAUGCCAGGAGCACCGUCCCCCUCCCAGCUCCAGUACCGCAGCAAAGCCCCUCACAGACGCUUCUCUAUGGAGGACGUGACUAAGCGUAUGUCUCUGCCGAUGGACAUUCGCCUGCCUCCAGAGUUCCUAAAGAAGCUGCAAAUGGAGAGUGAGAUGGAGAGUGAGAGCAACUCUUCUCCCUGCAAACCCCUCAGCCGCAUGUCCAGGAGGGCUUCACUGUCUGACAUUGGCUUUGGGAAGCUGGAGACUUAUGUGAAACUGGGUAAACUGGGAGAGGGGACGUAUGCCACCGUUUUUAAGGGGCGGAGCAAACUGACAGAGAAUCUUGUGGCACUGAAAGAAAUUAGGCUAGAGCACGAGGAGGGUGCACCCUGUACUGCUAUCAGAGAAGUGUCUCUUCUGAAGAACCUAAAACACGCCAACAUUGUCACGCUGCAUGACAUCAUACACACCGAACGCUCCCUCACGCUGGUCUUUGAGUACUUGGACAGUGAUCUGAAACAAUACCUAGACAACUGUGGAAACCUCAUGAGCAUGAACAACGUCAAGAUCUUCAUGUUCCAGUUGUUACGUGGUCUGUCCUACUGCCAUAAGAGGAAGAUCCUUCACAGAGACCUCAAACCGCAGAACCUGCUCAUCAAUGACAAGGGAGAACUCAAACUUGCCGACUUUGGUCUGGCCAGGGCCAAGUCUGUACCAACGAAGACCUACUCCAACGAAGUGGUGACUCUUUGGUACCGCCCCCCUGAAGUACUGCUUGGUACCACAGAGUACUCUACGCCCAUUGACAUGUGGGGCGUGGGCUGUAUUCUGUUUGAGAUGGCGACGGGUCGGCCCAUGUUCCCAGGCUCCACGGUCAAGGAGGAACUGCACUUGGUCUUCAGACUCCUUGGUACCCCAACAGAGGAAAGCUGGCCAGGUAUAUCCAAUAAUGAUGAAUUUAGAUCCUACAUGUUCCCCCAGUACAGACCUCAACAACUCAUCAACCACGUGCCCAGGCUGGAUACUGAGGGGAUCGACAUGCUUACUGCUUUACUCCUGUAUGACACCAGGGCCAGAAACUCAGCUGAAGCAUCUCUAAGACACCCCUACUUCCUCAGUCUGGGGGAGGACAUCCACAGCCUUGCAGACACCUCCUCAGUAUUUUCCCUUAGAGAGAUUCAACUGCAGAAAGACCCAGGACACCGCAGUUCAGUGUUCCAGCCUCCAGGUCGGGGGAAGAACAGGAGGCAAAGCAUUUUCUAACAGAACACCCAGUGAUUGCAGACAGGAGAGACAUAGCCUCAAGGAGGAAGCAGCUUCAAGACAAUACAAUUGCCAAUUCCUACACAAAUACAAACACAGGUUUUACCAACAUCCAGGUUACAUUAGGGUCUAACCUCAGAAUUCACUCCGCUUCCCUCCCCCUACACCACAGAGGAUGGAUACAGGCAGGGUUUCUGAGAAUGAACAUUAAACAGUCCCUCACUCCCUGUAUAUCAGCAUUCCACAGUCAUGUGAGUAACACACUGGAUUCUGAGGACUAACCGUGUUGAAGCAGGUUAUUCCAUUAAAUGAGUCCUUUCGGUAUUUUAACCAGUUAUAUUAAGUGCCCUUUGAUAUAGAGACUUGCUAAAGAUGCCAAAAUGCAGCCUUUUGACAGGUCGCUCUGUGACAUCUAAAAAGAUUUUAACUCACGUAAUCCCACAUUUUUUACAAUUUCUCUCAUGGCUAUAAAGCAUUCCUGAAGAAUAUUUAUUUUGUGUGAUUAGUGAUUAAUAAUAAUAUAUAUAUAUAUAUUUAUUAUUUUAAGGUCAACCCUGCAACCUGAAGUCUUGUAUAAAAUGGUAAAACCAUUUAUAAGGGAGCAACUGAAGUCCAAGUCCAAAAAUGUAUCUAUGUACAUGAACCUCCCUCCAUGUUGGAUUGUCAGUCAAAGCACACACUCUCACUAAUGGAGAGCGAGGUAGAACAAGAAAGCAUGCGACUUCACAGGCUCAUAUUCCCAUCCUGUUCACUGCAGUGCUACCCCCACCUCCAUUGAAUAGAGCAAGAAUAUGAAAAGAAAUGUUCUGCCACAGCAAACAUAUUACAUUUGUGAAGUCUAGUUGAUUUAAAGACAUACAUUUUAUGGGAUACAUUUGGCUUUAGUUGUCACAUUUUUACUGUUUCAUUCAGACAGCCAUACCAAGCGGCAUGGCUUACAUGUAGUGGCCUAUGCUACAAAUCACACAAUUAGUGGAACUACACAUCAACACACCCACUAUAGUCUGUGAGUGAGAGAGGUGCGCACUUAGACAAGCCAACACAUAGUCAGUGAGGUGAAGGCACAGAGAUACAUCUUGGAAAUGUGCCGAUUUCUCUACUUAAAUGUUGAUUUAAAAAUAAACGUUGGACCUCUUUUAGUCAAACUUAAGGUUAAAAGCAGAGAUUCAAUGCUUCCCAACUAGAUCUUUUAUUUUAAAAAUUUUUGGGGUGGAAAACAAAGUGGGUUGGGGUAGAACAUUUUACCCAUAGACUGGUCUGAUGUUUUUUUAGCAACUACAUUGUUCUCUUUGGCAAUCUUUUCAAUACAUGUUUAACAUAAUGUACUGUAGAGGAAUAUUAAAGUUCCAGAGAGGGAAGUUCUGUUAAGCAGGCCUGUCAAUUGAGCAUGCAAUAGAGGUGAGUGAGGAGCAAGUGCUGGUCUUAAAUCCAACUGUAAAAUACACAGCAUCCUGGCCUCCUGAGUAAGAAUAUUUAAAUCCCAUCACUGGCACUGGCACUGUUACCAAUCACACACCACCCUCCGUUUCCUUGCACAACCUGCAAAUCACCACCAGAGGUCCUGUUUCACAUUCAAUGUUGGUAAUGUGUGCAAAUUGAAUCAAUACUUAGCAAGAGAGAUUUGAAUUUGGAACUUUGAUAUGCCUGGAAAAUACAUUGUGCUCAAUAUUAUACAUAAAGAUCUGCCAAGUCAUUUAUUUAUAUUCAUGCACAUGUUUUCAAUAAAUAUGAAUGUUGUAUUUUUGAUUAUUAUAGAAAUCAAAAUACUACUCGUAUUACAGAGCAAGCAAACACUAAAUAUGACACCAAAAUGAUUUGGAAAACCAACACUAUGAAGUCAUCAAUGCCAACUUUGAUUUCUCAACUAUACUUUUAGAUACAAAGUUAAUUAAAAAAUCCUUACUCACAAAUCUCAAAUCAUGUUUUUAUAUGGAAUCACUCCCUGGGAUUCACAGAGAGGGAUGGCAAUCUGUGUGUUAUAUUUUAAAACUUCCCCUGUAUUUUAUCAACCCCCGGAGAUGAAGUAUUACUGUACGUGUUUUGUGGUAAAUUAAGAUAUUUGAAAUACUGUACUGUAAUGAAAAGAAAUAAUAUAUAUGUACUUUAAAAAAUGUUUUCAUCUUUCUCAGUGAAAUGUAUGCCAGACAACAGAAGAGAUGACUAUUAAAUGACUGUAGAGUAUGUCUAAAUGUUUUAUAAAAGAUAUAAAGUAUAGUCUAUUUAGAUUUUGUAUAAAUGGUGACAUUCAAUAUUUUGUGUGAUUUGUCUAAGAUGCUAUUAUUAAAACCAGAAACUGAAUGUAUUGUGCCUGCAGAUAAGCCAAAAGUGAUCAAAUAAUAAAUUAAUUAAUAAAUGAUAUCACUCUGUAGCACUA
This is a messenger RNA of Esox lucius (northern pike), 4053 nucleotides long. RefSeq names its product cyclin dependent kinase 18 (gene cdk18). The transcript has 17 exons. Gene Ontology annotation, molecular function: protein kinase activity; ATP binding. Bases 237 to 1679 code for a protein of 480 amino acids. NCBI's taxonomy places the organism in Eukaryota, Metazoa, Chordata, Actinopteri, Esociformes, Esocidae. Gene Ontology annotation, cellular component: cytoplasm; nucleus. Gene Ontology annotation, biological process: protein phosphorylation. The record is from RefSeq and is a predicted model, not a curated record.